Penicillium diatomitis is the source of this 1437-nucleotide messenger RNA. RefSeq names its product FAD-binding oxidoreductase. The record is from RefSeq and is a predicted model, not a curated record. Gene Ontology annotation, molecular function: oxidoreductase activity; FAD binding. Bases 1 to 1437 code for a protein of 478 amino acids. Lineage: Eukaryota; Fungi; Ascomycota; Eurotiomycetes; Eurotiales; Aspergillaceae. The transcript has 3 exons.
AUGGCGGCUAUCGACUCUUUCGGAAUUGAUCGACUUCGCACUCUCCUCUCGAAGAGUGCGGUCAUUCUUACCCCAGACACGGAAGGAUACCAGGAGAGUCUGGUGCGAUGGUCCGACACGGGCAGGAAGGAGGCUGGAAUUGUUGUUCAGCCCGUAGAAUAUGAGGAUGUCUCGAAUGUAGUCCGGUGGGCAACAGAGCACUCCAUCGAUACUGCCGUCAAGGGCGGCGGCCAUUCAACUGCAGGAACCAGCUCGAGUGAAGGUGGUCUGGUGAUUGACCUUUCUCGCAUGAAACAGGUCUCCGUCGAUGCCGCGGAGAAAACCAUUCGAGUCCAGGGCGGUGCCACCUGGAAGGAGGUCGAUGAGGCCGGCGCGGCUCACGGACUCGCGACCGUGGGAGGCACGGUCAACCAUACCGGUGUGGGGGGACUCACGCUCGGUGGCGGCUAUGGCUGGCUGAGUGGGCAGCAUGGCCUCACCAUCGACAACUUGCUGUCAGCGAAGGUGGUACUGGCUGACGGCAGCCUGGUCACUGCCUCACGCACCCAGUCUCAGGAUCUGUUCUGGGGCCUUCGGGGUGCGGGCUACAACUUUGGUGUGGUGGUGGAGUUCACAUUUCAAGCAUACGAUCAGAGUCCCCUGGUGUAUUCAGGCGUGCUCGCCUUUCCCCCGGAACAGCUGGAGAAGGUCAUUGAGGUGUUGAACAGCGGCUUGGCAAGCCCCGAUGCGCGGUCGGGGGCGAUGUGCAUCAUCACACAAGCACCCGAUGGAUCGGGCCCCAUGAUUGUGGUCAUUUGCUUCUACAAUGGCACCCGCGAAGAAGGGGAAGCUCGAUUCGCCGACCUCUUGGCCUUGACACCGAUACUGAACACCGUGGACAUGAUCCCCUACUCGGAGGUGAACACUCUCCAGAACCCGCAAGCAACGUAUGGUGAUCGCAAGUCAUUCAAGGGUGUCUUCUACGAGCCUCCACUGGACACCAACUUCAUUCGAGGUGUGUUUGACGAGUUCGUUGCCAAAGUGAACAGCGACAAGGAUCUGAUACCGUCCGCGAUCAUCCUUGAGUUCAUUGACAUGCGUAAGAUAUGCGAAGUACCUUUAUCCCAGACCGCAUUUGCAAGUCGCAAUAUGACCCAGAAUGGAAUUCUUGUGAUGCGCUGGAGUGAUGCUUCGAAAGAUUUGGACCAUCGAAAUUGGGCACGCGAGGUGCAGAAGAAGUGGAAGACCGAACUGGAUGCCAGGAAGAGAAAUACACUACACAAGAAUGAUGUUCCUCAGUAUAUCAAUUACGCAGAGCCGGGCGAUUCCCUCGUCGACAACAUAUACGGGGCGAAUUUGGCCCGCCUGCAGGAGAUCAAGGCGUAUUAUGACCCGCGGAACAUUUUCCACAAAAUGCAUCCCAUUCCUUUGCCAGCUACUGGAACUUUGGAAAAGUGA